Rosa rugosa (rugosa rose) is the source of this 1124-nucleotide messenger RNA. RefSeq names its product protein FAR1-RELATED SEQUENCE 5-like. The record is from RefSeq and is a predicted model, not a curated record. Lineage: Eukaryota; Viridiplantae; Streptophyta; Magnoliopsida; Rosales; Rosaceae. Bases 204 to 1124 code for a protein of 306 amino acids. The transcript has 4 exons.
AAAAGAGAAGAGAAGACGAAGAAAAGAGGAAGAAACUCAGUCCAGUUUUGUUCUUGUACGUACAAAACGAGAAUUGUCCUGUUAGCCUGUGUAGCUGUCCUCUCCUUUCUGUUUCAAGUAAACACCACAACCAGGAUUGAAGGACCACGGGGAACAAAGUGAAGAUCGAGGAGAAAAGGAGAAGAAGAAGGAAGAGCGUUCGCAUGGAUGGAUCGUAUGAAUCUUCAAUGUGUAAUGGAAGUGACUGUAAUGAAAUGCAAUAUAAGGGAGUUCGGUAUGAUAAGUUGUCUACAGAAGAUCUUAAAGGGCAGGAGUUUAAUACUGUGGAGGAAGCUGAGUCCUUUUACAAUGCUUAUGCAAAGGCCAUGGGUUUUGAUGUUAGAAACGACUACAAGAGAUUAAGUAUACGCACAACAGGGAGAGUCACUUCAUUGCGAUUGGUUUGUUCUGCUCAAGGGAAAAGAAGAGAAGAGUACAUGAGUAACAAGAAAAGAGUUCGCAGGCCAAAGAAAGAAACAAGAUUCAGUUGUCCAUGCUUGUUCAAAGUAAGGUACCGUUCGAAUAUUAAUGCCUAUAUUGUUGAUGAUUUCAUAACGAACCACUCACAUCAGCUUGCACAAGCACAUGAGUCGCAUCUUCUUCGAUCACACAGAUCAGUUGAAGAUCAUCAUUUAGCACUGGCCACAUCUAUGCAGAGAGUGUCUGUUAAGCCUUGUCAUACAUAUGAAUACAUUGUUGAUAGAUCAGGAGGUUUUAAGAAUGUCGGGUUUAUUAUGAAGGACUUGUACAACAAGUUAGAUUCAAGACGCCGAGAAAUUUUACUUGAGGGUGAUGCAGAAGCUGCACUUGCAUAUAUGAGAGGCAAAGUUGCCACAGACUCGCAUUUCUACUGCAAGUUUAGCAUAGAUGAAGAUAACAGAUUGUUGCAGGUUUCAGUCAAAGAUUUGUGGCGCUGCUGGAACUUGAGAGCAGCGCUUGCUACUGGAACAUGGGAGAGCCAGGGGGCUGCUACCGGGAUUUUACAAACCAACAGCCGUCACCCGGAUUUUGAGGGCAAAAAUGGUGCCCAGGGAUAUCGCCGGGGCUCGACGACAAUACGGCAUCCCAAUGUACACCGUGUCUAA